Molecule: messenger RNA, 1615 nt
Organism: Conger conger (European conger)
Lineage: Eukaryota; Metazoa; Chordata; Actinopteri; Anguilliformes; Congridae
Gene: syt10
Product: synaptotagmin X
Exons: 7
Coding region: 1-1572 (523 amino acids)
Biological process (GO): regulation of calcium ion-dependent exocytosis; regulation of dopamine secretion; calcium-ion regulated exocytosis
Cellular component (GO): membrane
Molecular function (GO): syntaxin binding; calcium-dependent phospholipid binding; calcium ion binding
Source: RefSeq, a predicted model, not a curated record
AUGAGUAUCCACACAGAGGACAGCAUUAGCCUGUGUAAAAAGGCUCUCCAGAUUGUCACGGAGCUGUGCCUCGGGGGUCACGUAGACCGAGAGAAAUGCGCGGACAUCUUUCCCCUGGAGCGUUCUAUACCAGGUAAAAGCAGAACAGACAUCUCCGUGAGUCUCCUUGCUGUGGUUGUGGCUUUCUGUGGUCUGGCCCUGUUGGUAGUCUCUCUGUUUGUCUUUUGGAAGCUGUGCUGGCCCGUCUGGAGAAGCAAGGCGCUCUCGACGCACGGCGGCGAGGCCCCGCAGGACGCCUCGCCCCCCCCGGCCCCGGAGGCCCCCGCCCCCGAGGAGAAGAAGGUGCCGGUUGUGGAGGUCAAGGCUAACGGCCGUAGCACGGUCAAGCUCCUGGAGGCCGCCAUGAAGAUCAGCCAGACCUCGCCCGACAUCCCUGCAGAGGUGCAGACCGCCCUGAAGGAGAGGCUGGUCAAGCACGCGAGGGUCCAGAGGCAGACCACCGAGCCGACCUCCUCCUCCAGGCACAACUCGUUUCGGCGCCACCUGCCGCGGCAGAUGCACGUGUCGAGCAUGGACUGCCCGUCCUCGCUGCCCACCCGCCAGCCCUCCGCCAGCAUCGGCCGCAUCAAGCCCGAGCUCUACAAGCAGAAGUCGGUGGACUCGGAGGAGGAGGCCAAGGAGAAGGUGGAGACCUGCGGCAAGCUCAGCUUCUCGCUGCGCUACGACCACGAGGAGAGCUGCCUGGUGGUGGAGAUCCUGAAGGCCCUGGAGCUCCCGGCCAAAGACUUUACCGGCACCUCGGACCCCUACGUGAAGAUCUACUUGCUGCCGGAGAGGAAGAAGAAGUUCCAGACGCGCGUCCACCGCAAGACGCUCAACCCGCAGUUCUGCGAGACCUUCCAGUUCCCCGUGGAGUACGAGCAGCUCAGCAGCCGCAAGCUGCACUUCAGCGUCUACGACUUCGACCGCUUCACCAGCCACGACACGAUCGGGGAGGUGAUCGUGGACAACCUGUUCGAGUUGUCGGACCUUUCCCGGGAAGCCAUCGUGUGGAAGGACAUCCACUGCGCCACCACGGAGAGUGUGGACCUGGGGGAGAUCAUGUACUCGCUGUGCUACCUGCCCACGGCCGGGAGGAUGACCCUCACCGUCAUCAAGUGCCGCAACCUGAAAGUCAUGGACAUCACCGGCUCCUCAGACCCGUAUGUGAAGGUGUCUCUGUUAUGCGAUGGUCGGAGGCUGAAGAAACGGAAGACCACCACAAAGAAGAGCACACUCAAUCCUGUGUACAACGAGGCCAUCAUCUUCGACAUCCCGCCAGAGAACGUGGAGCAAGUCAGCCUGUCCAUCUUGGUGAUGGACUACGACCGGGUUGGACACAAUGAGGUGAUCGGUGUGUGCAGGACGGGCCCGGAGGUGGAAGGUCUGGGGCGGGACCACUGGAAUGAAAUGCUGGCCAACCCACGCAAGCCAGUGACCCACUGGCACGUCCUGGGAGAGUGGCCCGGAAGAGCGACCAGUUUCGACAGUCAGGGAUCCUGUCCAUCCCCCAAACCUCAGAUGACACCGUAGCACCUCCUGAAGAAGAAACAUCAAACAAGUAUCAUGUCACUGC